This is a messenger RNA of Galleria mellonella (greater wax moth), 897 nucleotides long. RefSeq lists its product as uncharacterized. The record is from RefSeq and is a predicted model, not a curated record. Lineage: Eukaryota; Metazoa; Arthropoda; Insecta; Lepidoptera; Pyralidae. The coding region runs from base 381 to 854 and encodes 157 amino acids. The transcript has 2 exons.
GAGAGAGUAUGAACCUACACUAUAUUAUUAAAAUAAAAAUAAUAAUCAAACCUAAAAGAUGCUCCUAAAAGGAAGAUAACCUAAAAGGAACUUUGGUUUACUUUUUUUAUAUUUAAUUUUUUGCUCUUAUUUCUCUUUUUUUUUUGCAGGAUAAGUGAAAGGAAUGAAGCCCAUACAGCCAGCACAUAUAUAUUUACUUUAUUUUUCAUAAUAAUAACGCCAGUACGUCAGUAAUAUUAAGUACAUACCACUUUUACAGAUAGUUUGUAUUAUUUUGUUAUAAAAGAGUGUCAAAGUGACGUAAUCACAAAAUUUUUGUUAAACGUUUGUUGUAUAAUAGGUAUAUAAAAAUAUAAAUUUAUAAAAAGCACAUUACGUAAAUGGCAAGAGCAGCAAGAAUAGCGCUUGACCUAGCUCUUGCAUCUAGUAAGGCACUAAGACCGACUUUAGGACAUGCUUGGCAAUAUGCUAAAACAGAGGUAGCGCCCCCAAUGACACUUGGCUUUUUCCAUGGACCUAGGGGAAAAGCUAUGGAAAAUAGUGUAUCAAAAUUUGCCGAUGAGUUUAUAGCAGGCAUAGAAAGCAAAAUAAAUGAAAUGGAUGCAGAAAAAUUAAGAAAUGUGAAAGAAAAAAAUUUUGCUGUUAAAGCAGUACAAGAAACAGCAAAAACUGCAGCAAAGGCGAAAGAAGAUGAUAGAAAACGAGAAGAAGAACAAAAGAAAAAACAAGCAGAAAAAGCUGCUCAAGAAAAAGCUAAAAAAGAAAAGAAACUUGAACCAAAAGCAGAAAAACAAAGUGCAACUAUAAAAGAAGUCGAGAAGAAAUCAGAAAAAAAAAGUAACAACAAAUCAUAGACGUUGCUAAAUACAAAGGUUCAGCUAAUUAAAUAAAAUUAAU